GGUUGGUACGAUGGAACGAACACCAAUGCUUUAGAGAAAGCUCUGCAUUUAAAACGCCCAGAGAAGAAUCAGCAACUACCGUACCUCGUUUUUUUCUUUCAUCUUCCUCUUAUUUUCCUGACCAGUAUGGCGUUGUCAUGAGGAAUGCACAGGUUGCCUGGGAUCGUUGACUGCCAAGAAGUGAAUAUUCUUUCAGUACUUCCCUCCUAUACAAGCACAGUUUUUCGCGUGCGGUUUUUGGGGGGAUACCGUUUGGAUCCUAGGCUAAAAUAAACCAGAUCUACGUUUGCCCGCUUGCAUGUUGUCAGCAAGAUUAUUGCGUUGGCUAUGUAGAGUACUGUAGACAGGUAUCUGCAUAGUGCUAAUCUCUGUGUUCUGCUACCUUCUUAAGUGGAUUGCACAUCACCCGUCAACGAUUUCUUCCUCCUCUGACCUCGGGUGCUGUGGACUCGGAGGAAACAUGGGACUGCCUGCUCUGGAGUUUAGUGACUGCUAUCUGGACAGUCCACAGUUCCGAGACAGAUUAAAGUCUCACGAACUGGAACUGGACAAGACCAACAAAUUCAUCAAAGAACUAAUCAAAGAUGGGAAGGCGCUCAUCCAAGCAUUGAAAAAUCUGUCCACGGCCAAGAGGAAAUUUGCAGAGUCUCUCAACGAGUUUAAGUUCCAGUGCAUAGGAGACGCAGAAACGGAUGACGAGAUAUGUAUUGCAAAGUCUCUACAGGAGUUUGCUGGAGUGUUGCAGAACCUGGAGGAUGAGAGAACACGGAUGAUUGAAAAUGCCAAUGAUGUGCUGAUCAUACCGCUGGAGCGCUUCAGGAAGGAGCAGAUCAGUGCUGCCAAGGAAGCCAAGAAGAAAUACGACAAAGAGACAGAGAAGUACUGUGCUGUACUGGAGAAGCACCUGAGUCUAUCAGCAAAGAAGAAAGAAGCACAUCUCCAUGAAGCAGACAGUCAGGUGGACCACGUGCGGCAGCAUUUCUAUGAGGUGUCUCUGGAGUACGUGUUCAAGGUGCAGGAAGUCCAGGAAAGGAAGAUGUUUGACUUUGUAGAGCCGUUGCUGGCAUUCCUUCAAGGGCUGUUUACUUACUACCAUCAUGGGUACGAGCUGGCCAAAGACUUCAACCACUUCAAGACAGACCUCACCAUCAGUAUUCAGAAUACGCGGAACCGUUUUGAAAGCACCCGGUCUGAGGUGGAGUGUCUGAUGAGGAAGAUGAAGGAGAACCCCCAUGAACACAAGAGCAUCAGCCAUGGCACCAUGGAGGGAUAUCUGUUUGUACAGGAGAAACGUUCUUUUGUGUCAACCUGGGUCAAGUACUACUGCACCUACCAUCGAGAGCCCAAACGAGUCACCAUGGUCCUGUUUGACCAGAAGUCUGGAGGCAAAGUGGGAGAGGAGGAGAGCUUCACUCUGAAGUCCUGCACAAGGCGGAAGACGGACUCUAUAGAGAAGAGGUUCUGUUUUGAUGUGGAGGGCGUAGACAGGUCGGGGAUGAUCACCAUGCAGGCUCUAUCGGAGGAAGACCGCAGGCUGUGGAUGGAGGCUAUGGAUGGGAGAGAACCGGUCUAUAACUUAAACAGAGACAGCCAGAGUGAAGGCAUGGUCCAGCUGGAUGUGGUUGGCUUCAACGUUGUGAAGAAGUUCAUCUAUGCUGUGGAGACCAGAGGCAUCGAUGAGCAGGGUCUGUACAGGAUUGUUGGGGUGAACUCCAGAGUACAGAAACUACUGGGUCUUGCCAUGGAUCCUAAAACCUGUGCUGACGUGGAGCUGGACAGUACAGAAUGGGAGAUCAAGACCAUCACCAGUGCAAUCAAGUUCUACCUCAGAAUGCUGCCUGCACCUCUCAUGACUUAUCAGUAUCAAAGGAGCUUCAUCAAGGCAGCCAAACGUGACAAUCAGGAGGCGAGGAUCACAGAGAUCCAUAGCAUCGUCCACUGGCUCCCAGAGAAGAACCGGCAGAUGCUGGAUUUGCUUACGAAACACUUGGCAAAUGUGGCCAGUCACCACCAGCAGAACCUGAUGACUGUGGCCAACCUGGGGGUGGUGUUCGGCCCCACUCUGCUGAGGCCUCAGGAAGAGACUGUGGCCGCCAUCAUGGACAUCAAGUUCCAGAACAUCGUGGUGGAGAUCCUGAUCGAGAACCACGAGAGGAUAUUCAAGGACAUGCCAGUUCCGGGAGGUGGCCCGGUUAACCUACAGCUCAACCUGCAGCCGCGGAGGAGGAGCACGGAGAGCAAGGCCCCGUCCUGCAGCGAGAGACCCCUCACCCUCUUCCACACACCCACACACUCCCAGAAAGUGGAGGAGAGGAACAGUGUGGUGGUGAACUCAGCUCCAGAGCUCCAGCAGCCCCAGCCAGCCCAGGCCAAGGCCCCCCACAACAACCCUUCAGCCACCCCCUCCUCCUCCUCAGCAGCGGUCAACCAUAACAGCAGCGGCAGCCACGGCCACAGCUGGACCCCACGCAACAGCCUGACCAGCACUGACGGGGACCAGGACAGGGGUCUGACUGCCAGGCAGAACUCACAGAGCCGCCCAAACUCACUGCUGAACCAAAAGAGCCGCACCAGUAUCCCAACGAGCCCAGCCUCACCCAGCCCCACCUCACCACGCUCCCCCUCCUGGCCGAUGUUCUCCGCACCCUCCAGCCCCCAGCCAGCCUCCUCGACCUCCAGUGACUCCUCCCCCAUCAGCGUCCCAGGCAGGCAGGCUAGGGCCCUCUACGCCUGCAAAGCCGAGCACCACUCUGAGCUUUCAUUCAUCGCAGGGACCACCUUUGAAAAUGUUCAUUCCUCCAGGGAGCCAGGCUGGCUGGAAGGCACCCUGGACGGCAGGACGGGCCUGAUACCGGAGAACUAUGUGGAGUUUGUGUAGUCCUGGACCAGGACUGAACUGAAGAGACCACGCAGCUUAUUGGGAGAGAGAGAUAGUGUGUGUGUGUGUGUGUGUGUGUGUGUUGCAUUGUUGCUAUAAAAGCUCAUUCCACUGUUCAGACAGUCCUUAGUUAAUUGAAUUGCACUGCCACUGCUUUUAGUGUCUUCUAUCAUCAGUUGAAACUUUGGAAGAUGUUUCCAUCUUCGGGAAAAAAGUAAUUGGUCUGAGGUUUGGACUGCAGUCCAACUUCUCUUCCUGUGUACUGCCUGUAGGAACAGGGUGGCUGGUAGCCUAGCGGUUAAGAGCGUUGGCCCAGUAACCCAAUGGUCGCUGGUUUGAAUCCACAAUCUGACUAGAUAAAAAAUCUGUUGUGCCCUUGAGCAAGGCACUUAACCCUAAUUGCUCCUGUAAGUCUCUCUGGAGCGUCUGCUAAAAUAUCUCAAUGAAUGGAGUUGACUGUGUGGGGUGCUUUCAUCUCUAAAUGAUAGGGGGUAUUUUUCAGCGAGUAUCACUAUAAAUGUGAGCGCCUUGCCAUGGCAACCUGGUAUUCCCCUAGACGAGAUAGAACACAACUGCUGUUUACCUACCAAUACAGUACAGCGGUGGGAGCAUCUUAACUCCCGGUUACACACAUUUAAAAGCUUUUUUUUAUUUAAAAAAUUGAAACUACUGGGUGAAAUUGUCUCAAAAAACCUAGAAAGUUAACUGAACUGUUUUCAUUAACUGAAUUUAAAAAAAAUUAAAAUCUUAACAAGUAGAGUGUAAAAAAUGUUUUACUGUGUACUUAUGUUAUUUAUAUACAUUUUCAAAGCUGAGAUCUGAACUGUAUUCUUUUGGAGAGUAUUAACAUUGUAAAUACAUUUGAUAAGGUAUAAUUUUUUAAGUAUCACAUUUUGUAUUGUAGCAUACUAACCGAUUUUUUUUUUUUGCAUCUUAGUUGCUAAAUUUGUUUGUGUCAUCUACUUCCUGUCCAUUGGGAGCCUGUAUAUUCUUUCUGAUCAAAUGAAUCAUGAACAAGGUUGUAUAGAAGAUAAUCUAUUAAAGACCAACAUUGAACUCGCA
This is a messenger RNA of Salmo salar (Atlantic salmon), 3940 nucleotides long. The record is from RefSeq and is a predicted model, not a curated record. Lineage: Eukaryota; Metazoa; Chordata; Actinopteri; Salmoniformes; Salmonidae.